CUUUAUCGUUGUCUCUGCUACACUUGCUUCAAAAAAAGUUGUCUUCUUCCAGUAACAUAAAAUACGACAUAACUUAUGGGACGAUCUAAUAUUUUGCAACGAGAGUCCUACGAAAUCCAUAAUUCUUUUUUAUUGUAAUCACUGCUUACUCCGUUGCUUCCGGCUCGCAACCUCGACGUUGCACCCGCGUCGAUCCCUCCGCGAUCGAACGAUCAACGCGAGCGUUUCGUCGAUCAUCCCCCGACCCGCGAUCGCAAGUGGCGAACCAGCUCUCGAAUCCCCGAGCCACCCCCUAUAGAAAUGUUACAGUUAUUCAAUGAAAAACUUUGUAUCAGAAGACAAGUUAAAUGUGAAAGUAGAAAUAAGACUCAAAUGUGCGACCUAUUCAUAAAUUAGAAAAGAGGAGCGCAAAAUGGGUAUAAAUACCCAUGCACUUCAAUAAAAAAAAAAAAAACAAAUAAACCCCGAGACAGCCGAAUCGGUUCACGCCACUGGCGAAAGAGAGAUCCGCGCGCGACUAAAAAUUGAACGUCUCGAAAAUGGUAGAGAAAGACGACCCGGGGCCUUGCGGUGGCUCCUCGGCUACCUCCUUUGUGCCCCAGCGCGGCUACCGCCCCCGCGGGGGGCAAGCAUGCAAGGAGCGAGGGCGAAAACGAAAGAGCGUCGGAGGAGUGGGAAGAGCGUUUCGAAAAGGGUCCCCCUUGGCGUGGGCGAAGAGGGAUGCUCUGAUCCUACGGUUACGAGGGCGGUCCCAUCGGGGCCCAGGUGGAAGGGAUCGUGGAAGAGAGGGAGCGGAUCCGCGGGACAGUUCGAGGCGAGGGGAGGGCGGUCGAGUACUCUCCCAGGAGCUCAGGAAGCCGCGUUGUCGAAGGAUUUGUGAAUAACCGCGCUGCUAUUCGGCGACUCGGGUCGGACAAGGACGCAAGAGAACCGCCAGGAUAAGGAGCGCUUCUUCCUCUACUUUUCGUUCGCUCCUUCUUCCUUUUCCUUCUUCUUGCUCCCGUUCCUCCUCCGCUCGCGCGGUCUCCGCGAGCCGCGCCACUCUUCUGCUCCUCGACGCUACCACCACCACCACCACCACCACCAUCGGCUGUUCAAGGAAGGAAGAUCCUGGAGCGUUUCUGGUUGAAUCGAGAGAGGCCUCACACGGACGUAACGACGGAAACUGGUGGGCAUCGGUGAGUCGGUUCGGUAGGGAGGUGUCUCCCGGUCCUCCAACCAGAAGAAGCGAGACGACGACGACGAAGGAGACCUUUGGCGGUUACACACCGCGUCCUACCGUCUUCUGGUGUGCCUACCUAUUCGGGCUACCAGCGAACCGAGCAGGCAAACGGAGCUUCAGUCGACGCCGCGCACCCAAACGGUCCAGACCUGUCAGCCCGGAAGACAGCAUCCCUCGAGACGCAUCCCUCGAUUUCACGAACGAGUUCGCACACGUCUUAUCGCUCAGACCGCGCGAUUAACCACGGACACGAUUUUCGGUUCGACGAGUUACGAGAAAUUGCAUCCGCAACGAGACCGGUUUCCACGUUCCGAAGAUCCUUGAAGAUUCAGCGUCAGAGGGAAUUACGGUGCAAGAUUUUUGGCGAACUUCGACCGGUAGAGAGAGGUACGAGCACCUUCUCGCGAGGAGGUACAGCCGGAGUGAUCUCACUCCCAGAAGUUAGCCGGUCGGGACUAGGUUUGCGCGGGAGGUGAAGAGCGAACACGAAGAGAGCCGACACGAGAAAGAGAGAACGAGUGAGAGCGAGAGACCAGGAGGCAGCUCUCACGGCGAGACAGAGAAAAAGAGAGUGCAGAAGGGAAGAGAGACAAAGACGCACAGGUAGGCCUGAAACCAGGUGGAGGGAGUGGACCGCGAGAGAGAAGGUAGAGGGAAAGGAGACAGAGAGUCGACCAAGAGAAGGAGCGGUGGGAAUUUAUAAGGAUGUUCGCGAUAAUGCCGAUGGAGACAGAGGGGCACGGCAGGGAGUUCGGCCGCCGGCAGAAGAUGCGCGCCAAGUGCACGGUAGAGUUCGUCUGCAAGUACUGCCAGCGGCGCUUCACGAAGCCCUACAACCUCAUGAUCCACGAGCGCAGCCAUAAGGACGACGUGACCUUCACUUGCGAGGUCUGCGGAAAGUCCUUCAAGCGGCAGGACAAUCUCAAGCAGCACAGGUACCAUUUUUCUCUCUUUCUUUUUUUCUUACCAUUAGUUUUUUUUUUAUUUAUUAUUUUUUUGUUGUCGCAUCGCGAAAUAUCUCCUCGAACUCGCGAGAUUUUUUUUUUUGCCGUCUCUUCCGAUUUCCGGGACCGCGAAUCCGUCGUCGAUCCGCGCCCUGGACAGACAUCGAUCGCGGUGAUCCGCUCCUCUUCCUCGCCGUUUGAUUCUUCGGUCGAAUCGUGGACUCUGUUCUUCAACGGUUAUCGGGACGCGCAGAUGUAGUUCAAUCCCCUUCAGGGAUAGCGCGUGUUUAAUUUCUAAAUUAUUUUAAAUAUCGCGAAGUAACCGCUAAAAGUACGAGUACGUUUGAUCUCCACUCGUGAAGAUUUUUGCGUUACGGUCUAGCUUUGCUUGUUUCUAGCUUCGUUUUUUGUUGCUCGCGUUCGUUCCGUCGAAAGUGGUCAUUCUUUUUUUUUUUUUUUUCGAAAUUCGAGGACUCCAAUUCGUCGACUCGAAGCGAGGAUCGCGAAUUCGCGCGAGUACGAAAGGUCACUCGUCGCUGCUCCGCGUCCGACAGGUUUGACGAGGCUGCGACUCCUCGACGGUUCGAUACACGGCGGCGAGCUUCGGUGUGAUCGACGGGAAUCGAUUGUCAAUGUCUGGGGUCGUUCGCGGAAUCGAUUUCGGAGCCGGGCCUGGCCUCCGUGCUCGUUACGGCCCGUUCGAGGAAUGAUGAAUGCUCCAAGAGGCGUCUGUGCUCGGUUCGCGUUCCGUCGCAACUGUUCUCCAACGUGUCGUGGAAUCUACACGAAUGCUCGACGAUAAAUCGACAGUUUUUAUCCCUCUGGCAGGCUAGCCGCGACCAAUGAUAUUAAAUAAUAUCGAUACAAUCGAAAAGGAAACAAGAAAUUUAAAGUACAACGCGUCUGACAGCUGUGAAACAGUGGUGAUACAGUGCUUCGCGAAUCCUUCGCGCAAGAUUAU
Hylaeus volcanicus is the source of this 3127-nucleotide messenger RNA. It is a transcript of the gene drm, whose product is annotated as protein drumstick. Gene Ontology annotation, biological process: regulation of transcription by RNA polymerase II; embryonic pattern specification; embryonic hindgut morphogenesis. The transcript has 2 exons. The record is from RefSeq and is a predicted model, not a curated record. Bases 1928 to 2425 code for a protein of 165 amino acids. Gene Ontology annotation, cellular component: nucleus. Gene Ontology annotation, molecular function: RNA polymerase II transcription regulatory region sequence-specific DNA binding; DNA-binding transcription factor activity, RNA polymerase II-specific. NCBI's taxonomy places the organism in Eukaryota, Metazoa, Arthropoda, Insecta, Hymenoptera, Colletidae.